ACCCUCAGGUUCCCACGCGUCCUCCCCCGGCAGUGAGGAACAGCCUUUCUGCACUGCAGCACGUUGGACUUGGUUGACUUUGGGUCUUCAGAGAAGGAGCCGAAGCAGAGGUUCACGCAGGUGUCCAUAUUUGCCUUCAACCUGAAGUAGAAUUCCAGUCAUGCCAAAAACUUGGGCUGGAGCUGUUGGUCUUCAAGUGUCCACACCUUCUGAGCUAAGCUUUGGGAGACACGCUCCAGUCAAACUCUGCGGCUCAAAACGACUGCAGAGUAAAGCGUUUAGCAAUCAAAAGGAGUCUUCAUUGGAAGAUAAGGACAAAUCAGCCAGGAGUCCGAAGGACAUUGAUGUCAGUCUCCUGGCUGUUCUUCCAAAAGUUUCAGAGUUGAGGAAGCGCUUUGAAAACAGUGGCCCGCGUGACUUUGAGAUGAACCGCAAGGAGAGGAUGACGCGGUGCGUGGAGAGUGAUCCCCAACCCGCCGGAUUGGUGGCCGACAGGCUGUUAGAGGAGGACAUGCCGCGCUACACCCGCGCCUCUGACCCCUGUGACCCCUGUGGAGUCACAGUUGGACGAUUAAAUAAGGAGGGAACCCAGAGCCCAGAGAUGUUGGACCCAGCUGCAGAGAGGCAGUCCAGGGCCCGCUGCCGUGCCGAGGUCCACGCUGCUCACACGGAGUCCGAUCCAGCGGGCCUGGAGUCCAAGGCAGAACGGAUAGCCAGGUAUAAAGCGGAGAGGAGGCGGCAGCUGGCUGAGCGCUACGGCAUUUCACUGGACCGGGAGGUGGACGAAGACUACGCUCCCCGUUACGUCAGUCACCGCAAGGAGCGUGAUGGGCCGGAGACUCAAGUAGCUCCAGUGUCCUCAGAACGCCAACAUGCCAGCGGGAAGGAGGAGGUGGAAGAGGUGAUGGAGAAAAGUCAUAACCAGGCAUACCUGUGCAGCAGUACGAGCCCUGCACCGGGAAAGAUUUUGGCAGAGCCCGGUGUGCGCUGGGAGGAGAGCGGUGUCUCCGAGCGCGAGAGACUGAUGAACCUGGAGAACUACAGGCGGGGACAGGGUGAGGACCUUGGCGACCAGCCGCCUUACAUGGACAUGUCUGCCUCAGCCCAAGGACCCGCCAGGGAUGGUGCCAGUGCACUAAGGGCCUCUCCGCCCUCCCCGAAGCAUGGCGCCUCCCCCGGGGACUUACUCAUCGAGCAGCAUGCACAGGCCGUCCUCAACAGGCAAGGAGUUAAAGUUAGAGAGAGGAUGGCGAGGGAGGAAGGUGUCAGGAGAAGCCCGGAGUUGGCGCCGGAUUCAUUCCCCAGGGGGGGCGCCCUGGUGCCUCAGUACUCGGCCCUCCAUCGUGAGCUCUUCACCCCCCAAAUCACAUGUGGCCCCAUGACUGGGCCAGGGACUGCGAGGCAGCCCGAGGGCACAGACUGCCAGAGCUAUCUGUCUGUCGAGGGCGCGUCAAAGACCUUCAGUGCCAGGAAGGAAGAGGAUCCUGAAUGGGGUUCCAGGGAGCUGGAUGGCAUUUGUACUGAAGGGCUUCUGAAGAGCCGGAAGGCGGUAUUGCCCUCAGAGAUUCGGCGCCGGGAGAGAAGUGUGGAGGAUCUGCGCCGGGGCCACCGUGAGGAAGAGCCUUGGGCCCACAGGGCUAGCCAGAAGAUGGGAUAUGGCACCCCAGAGGAACACGUGUCCUCAGCACAUGGCUCUGGGGUGCGGCAAGGCAGGGCCCGGGACAGCCGACGACAAGGCAAUACCUUCGUCUGCCCCCAGAGGGAGCCAGAGGCAUUCAAGGAGAAGCCCAAAACACUGAUUCGUUCCAUAUCUGAUGCACCAGUGUCGUCUUCACGGGUGGCAGUGUUCCAGGGGCCGGAGCAGGGCACGGACGAGGGGAUGGUGUUCCACGGCACUCUAACCAAUGGAGAGCAUGUUGCCUUGGACACCGGGGUCUCCGUGGCACAGCUCCGCCUUUCCUACCUGGAGAGCACCGGUGUCACCAAGAAACCUGAGCUAGAGGCUAAGGUAGAGCUGGGCAGGGGCUUGGCUGGGAGUGCGGAGCGGGGGAGGGGCGCUCGGAGGCCAAGGCGCUAUAUCUCCGCUGGUGAUGAUAGAAAGGCCUCUGAGAGAUUUAGGACCCAGCCGAUCACGUCUGCAGAGCGCCUGGAGUCCGAUAGGUCCUGUCUGAGUCCUGACCUACAGAAUACUGAAGUGGAUGACGAGAAGCUUGAUGAGAGAGCGAAGUUGAGCGUGGCAGCCAAGCGGUCCCUCUUCAGGGAGCUCGAAAAGACUACAGAAGGGGGGGCCCCCAAGCCCCGCUCCCGGAAUGCAGCGAUGGAACGCCGGAUGAGGCGCACGCAGGACCGCUCACGCACCCAGCCCGUCACCACUGAGGAGGUGGUCAUCGCCGCCACUCCCCCCACGCCAGCCUCGACCGUCCACACCGCGGUCACUCGAGUUCCAAACCCAGCUGUAGUCAGCAGCUCAGAAACACGAUGCAGUUUGCAGGCCUCUUCCCAAAAGACGUCUGCGGCUCCAGAGCAGUCUAAGGCGCCCCAACUGGCCCCGGGGUCCGAACAGGCGCGCCCGUCAGAGGACGAAUCCCAGGAGCCAGAUUUGUCCACCCUCAGCCUGGCCGAGAAGAUGGCGCUCUUCAACCGCCUGGCCCAGCCUGCCACUAAGGUUACGAGUGCCCGGCCUGACCCUCGGCAGCGCCGGAGCAGCGCCCGCUACCAGACGCAGCCCAUCACCCUGGGCGAGGUGCAGCAGGACCUGCUAAGUACAGAUUCCUCUCUGCAGUCCAGUGGCUCUGUAGAACUUCUGGAUGUCUAUUAUGAGACAGCUCAACUCCAGAAUGGUGGUUCUGGCCUCGAACCCCUGGCAAAACCCACGGCUACAGCCACCCCCACCCAGGCGGGGGACAUCCACCUGGUUCAGGAGUCCUGCAGCCACCGGACUCAGGUCAUGGCUUCUGGCCCGUUCCCCAGGAGUCCUCAGGCACCCCAUGGCCCAGAGGCAAGGCCCGACAUCCAGAGGGAUACCACCCCCCAGGCCGGGGCAGCUGAGGGCAACGGGAAGAGGAAGCUGCCCUCCCCAGGAGAGGAGCCCCGGCAGCCUCCCCAGCCUCAGCCUCCCCGAGGGUGGGAGGCGGGGCCAGAGGCUCUGGUGCAGGCCUCCACUGACAAGGCAGAGUGCUCGAUUUGGAGCCCGAAGAAAGAAGAGUGUCCCCUCUCCCAGGAGAAACAGGAGCACCGGGGCCCCCUGGGGGAGGCCCAAGCCUCACACAACCUGCACGAAGGGGGUGGCGGCUUUGCCCCCGGGACAACCAGCUCAGUCUCCGCCUCUCUGCCAGAGCCCAGCACAGCCGUCAGAGCCCCAGCAGUGCCGGUGUGGAGACGCGUGCCCCGAGACGGCAUCGGCAACUCUCAGGGGCCCCUGACUGCCAAGGCGAGCCACCCAGAGCCUCUGGGGAACCCCUAUGAAACCAUGACCACUAAACAGAUGUCUAUCAAGGAGAGGCUGGCCCUGCUUAAAAAGAGUGGCGAGGAGGACUGGAAGAACCGAAUCAACAAGAAGCAGGAUGUGGCGAUGGCAGCCAUGGCAGAGAGGCCCACGCACUUCUGGGAGAUGGAGCCAGGCUUCAAGAAAACGGAGGAGGGCUUGAUAACUGAUGACUUGCUGGUUUCUGAGCAGCUCUGGGAACCUGUCUAUGCUUCCACUUAUGCACCACCGGUCAGCUUAGCCCCCGCCUUGCAGUAUAUCGAUCUUCAUCAGGUGAGCGCUUUUCAGCGCAUUGAACCACACAUGACCAUAGAGGAAAGAAAGCAACGGAUGACAGCACAAGAGGAGGCAUGGAAGACGAAGGGCAAGGGUGUGGCCAACGACUCCACCCAGUUCACCGUGGCAGCGCGUAUGGUCAAGAAAGGUCUUGCAGCACCCUCUGCCAUCAGCCCCACCCAGUCUCCAGUUUCCAUGAAAAACAAGACUACAACACCAGCUAUCUCCAAGCCCCAGGAAGAAAUUGAGGCCAGGCCUGGAAUGAACUUAGAAUCUGACAAAAAGCUUGACAAACUUGAAUCAUUCUUGGGGAAGCUCAACAACAAAUUGGGAGGGCUUCAGGAGCCCACAGUAUCUGUAACGGAGAAGUCCAUCAAAGAGGUGAUGAAGCUGGAUGACGAGAUCUUUUCAAAGUUCUACAGUCAUGUGGAUGAUCUCCCUUGCACGUCAGACCGUGUUGAUAUUGACGAUGACUUUGAUGCCAUAUUUGGUCCUCAGGUUCCAAAGCUGACCUCAGCCAUGGUAGAGCACAAGCGGGCUGUGCGACCAGUCCGUAAUGUUCAGGCAUCUCGGAACCCUCUGAAGAUCCUGGCAGCACGCAAGGACAUCCGUCACGAGUACACAGAGCAGCGGCUCAACAUCGGCAUGCUGGAGUCCCAGAGGGUGAAAGCUGAGAAGAUGGGAAAGAACUCUGGUUAUUCCGAGGUGGCACUGGCAGGCCUGGCCAGCAAAGAGAACUUCAGCAGUGUCAGUCUCCGUAGCGUCAACUCCUCCGAGCAGACAUCCAACAACAGCGCAGUGCCCUACAAGAAGCUCAUGCUUCUGCAGGUCAAAGGCCGUCGACACGUCCAGACCAGGCUGGUGGAGCCUCGCGCUUCUUCUCUGAACAGCGGCGACUGCUUCCUCCUCAUCUCUCCCCACCACUGCUUCAUCUGGUCUGGGGAGUUUGCAAACGUCAUUGAGAAGGCUAAGGCCAGUGAACUUGCCACAUUUAUCCAGAGCAAACGAGACCUGGGGUGCCGAGCCGUUUGCAUUCACACCAUCGAGGAGGGAAUUAACACUCACACACAUGCAUCCAAAGAGUUCUGGAAGAUUUUGGGUGGGCAAGCCAGCUACCAGGCUGCCGGGUCACCUGAAGAGGAUGAGCUGUACGAGAGUGCCAUCGUAGAGACUAACUGCAUCUACCGCCUAUUGGACGAUAAGUUGGUGCCAGAUGAUGACUUCUGGGGGAAGGUUCCUCGAUGUUCUCUGCUAGACUCUAAAGAGGUGCUCGUGUUCGACUUUGGAAGUGAGGUGUAUGUGUGGCACGGUAAGGAGGUCACACUGGCACAAAGGAAGGUGGCCUUCCAGUUGGCCAAGCACCUAUGGAAUGGUACCUUUGAUUACACCAACUGCGACAUCAACCCCCUCGACCCAGGGGAGUGUAACUCCCUCAUUCCCAGGAAAGGACAGGGUCGCCCUGAUUGGGCGAUCUUUGGCAGGCUCACAGAGCAUAACGAGACCACCCUGUUCAAGGAGAAGUUUCUGGACUGGAUGGACUCGAAAAAACAGCCAGCCAAAAAUGGCACCGAGAGGCCCAGUGAUGAGAAGUCCUCUGAGGUCCUGGGCUCUGACCAUCAGCCGUACGACGCCACGCUUAUGCUGUCCCAGUUACGGACACCCGUGACGAUGCUGCUGGAGGGUGUGGAUGUGGGCCGGGGCUACGGCUCGGUGGAGGGGGAGGACCAGCGGCGAUUCGAGCUGAGCACGCUGGCCGUGGACGUGUGGCACAUACUGGAGUUCGAUUACAGCCGGCUGCCCCAGCAGAGCAUCGGACAGUUCCACGAGGGGGACACGUACGUCGCCAAGUGGCGGUACAUGGUGAGCGCGACAGUCGGGAAGAGGCAGAACCCUGAGCAGGGGCGUGUGGCGGCAGCCGGGAAGGAGAGGUGCUGCUACUUCUUCUGGCAGGGCCGGCACUCCACGGUGAGCGAGAAGGGCACAUCGGCACUGAUGACCGUGGAGCUGGACCAGGAGCACGGGGCGCAGGUCCAGGUACAGCAGGGUAAAGAGCCCCCCUGCUUCCUGCAGUGCUUCAGCGGAGGAAUGAUAGUGCAUUCGGGAAAGAGGGAGGAAGAAGAGGAGAACGUGCAGAAUGAGUGGCGGCUGUACUGUGUACGCGGCGAGGUUCCAGUGGAGGGCCACCUGCUGGAGGUGGCAUGUCACUGCAGCAGCCUGCGUUCCCGUACCUCCAUGAUCCUGCUUAGCGUGGAAAAGGCCAUCAUCUACCUGUGGCACGGCUGCAAGGCCCAGCAGCACAUGCGUGACGUGGGCUGUACCGCUGCCAACCAGAUCAAGGACCAAUGCCCCCUGGAGACAGGCCUGCACAACAGCAGCAAAGUGACCAUCCACGAGUGUGAUGAGGGGGCGGAGCCCACAGGCUUCUGGGAGGCAGUGGGCAGAAGGGACCGCAAGGCCUACGACUGCAUGCUGCAAGAUCCGGGGAAGUUCAACUUCACGUCGCGGCUCUUCCAGCUAAGCAGCUCAUCAGGGGAGUUCACCGCCACAGAGUUGUUCUACCCCGCCAGAAGCCCUGAGCUGGUCCACUCUCUGCCCUUCCUGCAGGAGGACCUGUACUCCGCUAGCCAGCCAGCCAUGUUCCUCGUGGACAACCAUCACGAGGUGUACCUCUGGCAGGGCUGGUGGCCGCAGGAUGCUGAGGCCACAGGCUCUGCCCGCAUCCGCUGGGACACGGAUAGGAAGUGUGCCAUGGAGACCGUGCUGCAAUAUUGCAAAGAGAAAAAUGAGAAGAAGCCCCCCAAGGCGUAUCUGAUCCACGCUGGUCUGGAACCCCUCACCUUCACAAAUAUGUUCCCCAGCUGGGAGCACCGAGAGGAUAUUGCUGAGAUCACAGAACGGGAGGCCGAGGUGUGCCAAGAAAUCAUCCUAGUACAGGACGUGCUGGCCCGGCUCUGCAAGGCCAGCUACCCACUGGCCGAGCUACAGGCACGUCCCCUUCCAGAAGGUGUAGACCCUCUUCACCUGGAGCUAUACCUGUCAGACGAGGACUUUGAGAAAGCUCUGGAGAUGACGAGGGAAGCCUUUGAGGCUCUGCCAGGCUGGAAGCAGGUGAAGCUGAAGAAAGUCAAGGGACUGUUUUAGGCCACCCUGGCCUCCCAGCCCCCCGACUGUCACUGGGGUUUCUCUUAGACCCAAUCUGCCACUGAGAUCACUUUAUCCCCUUCCUGCCUAAGCCCUGAUUGGAUGGCUCAGAGGCAGACCCUCCUGAGUGGCUCAUGGCGUGAGGUGGGGAGGGAGAACCAAUCGGGAAUGUCCAUCUCCAGAGGUGUGUCAACUUCCUGCAGCUUCCUUGUGUUUGUUGUUUUGUUUUUAUUUUAAUUUUUUUUUUGUUUGUUUUUCCUUCUCCUGGUUUAGUGAGAGAACCUUAAUGCUGAGGCUGGAUUUCCCAGUUCAGUGUAUUUUUAUUGUUUUUUUUUUUGUUUGUUUAUACAUGUGUGUGUAGUAUCUCAUGCACUUACGUACCAGCCGCACCGUGUGCUGUUUGCCCCUCUCUGAGAAACGUCUCUAAGGUUUAUUUCUUUGCGUGAUCGAUCGUGGUUUUCACCAUAGAAAAGCAGAAAGAAGUGUUUGGGUGUUUAACAUGUGGAAGGAUGCUGCCCCCUGUUGGAGUAUUUGUGCAACUUGCGCCAUGUCCUGCUUCACGCAGUAUGACUUGUCCUUGGCUGUCUUUGUCAUGCCAGCCCCUCCCCCCAACCCCUGGCCGCACCCCUUUAACCUCUCGGAUGCUGAAGUCAAAGAAUUUUGUAUUUAAUGCCAUGGGCUUGCUGGGGGGGGGACAAGUGUUUCUAUAUGAAUUCUAUAAUGUAUAGUGCCUUGCUUUUGUGUACAGUUUAUAUACAAAAGGAUAUUAGUCUAAAUUUUGAAGACUUUCUUUGUGAUAAAGGAAAUGGAAAAAUAAACGCUGAAUAUUGCGAAA
Messenger RNA from Paramormyrops kingsleyae, 7736 nucleotides. The record is from RefSeq and is a predicted model, not a curated record. Lineage: Eukaryota; Metazoa; Chordata; Actinopteri; Osteoglossiformes; Mormyridae.